Penicillium diatomitis is the source of this 201-nucleotide messenger RNA. RefSeq names its product RTA1 domain protein. Lineage: Eukaryota; Fungi; Ascomycota; Eurotiomycetes; Eurotiales; Aspergillaceae. The transcript has 2 exons. The coding region runs from base 1 to 201 and encodes 66 amino acids. The record is from RefSeq and is a predicted model, not a curated record. Gene Ontology annotation, cellular component: membrane.
AUGAUUUUCGCAUCGUGGGACGGGUUCCAGGGAAAAUUGGCAAGCAAAGAAACAGUCUUCAUGAUAUUUGAGGGCGCCAUGAUUGCGAUUGCUUGCAUCUGCCUAAAUAUUGGCCAUCCAGGCUUGUGGUUAGGAUCUCCUCCGAAAUUGCGGACUGGCGAAGUUGACACCGAGUUCAAUACGGUUCAUGGGAGGACAUAG